Messenger RNA from Serendipita indica DSM 11827, 1068 nucleotides. The record is from the annotation of a GenBank genome assembly. Lineage: Eukaryota; Fungi; Basidiomycota; Agaricomycetes; Sebacinales; Serendipitaceae.
AUGUCAUCAUUGGUGCCGAUCAAGCGGAAGGAAUCCACUGUAGAGGAACGUGCCGACUUGUCAAUAUUUGACGUGUCCUAUGUCAUUGGUGGUGGCGCAUUCCAUGCAAGCGACAAAAUCUUUCAACACAACGGAGGGGGCACAGUUUCUAUCUCCAACUUUUAUGCUAGCGACUUUGGCAAGUUAUAUCGUGGAUGUGGAAACUGCUCUCAGUCGUACCGGCGUAAUGUCAUUGUGAACAAUGCGAGACUCGAAGGCGGUAGCUCGCGUGUCGGAAUCAACACCAACUGGGGCGACACUGCCAGAUUCACCAACGUCUGCUCAACUGGAAGCCGUCCGUCCCUAAUAUGUGCUCCAAGUAUCAAAGCACGACACCUGGAAAUGAGCCAACAAAGAUUGGUUGCGGUGCUGAUUCGUCAUCCUGCAUUUACUCGAAUGUGGGCAGCUGCUAAGGCGCUAUACCAGAAUAUGAUCAGAAAAGCCUCUAUAGGAUCUCUCCGUCAAAACAUGAAGCGCGCCGCUUUUGCUACUUUCAUUCUCUCAAGCGCCGCCGUUACCGUCAAGGCUGUCUGCAUCAGCACGGCUGAUAGCAUCACUCUUUCCGUAUUCCCUUUAGCAAAUGCGACCGAUACUCGCCCAGUCAAGCUCAUCUCGGAUGGGGCCGACACGUAUACUAUGCUCACUUGCAACGAGAACUGCGGUGCCAUUCCCAUCAACAGCUGGUAUCUCAAGGACAAGGUACUGAUCCCGUCGCUUGCCCAAGUUCGAAUCUACACCAUGACGGAUAAUCCGGUGCCCGCCAACACCUCUCCUUCGUUCCAGCGAGUGCUAGUCGGCAACCCAGUGUAUAAGUACCCUAUCUAUUGUAUUGAUGCACCCUCCAAGAACGCAAAAAGGGGGCUGCUUUCGGUCAAUGGUGCAACCAACAAGUUCUACCUCUGCGACAACCUCAUUCCAACAUUUGCUCCUACCUUCCGUGGUGAUAUCUUCUACGAUGUUGACCCCAAUAACUCGAUCUAUCCCCGAGGUGACUGCCGCCGAGCUGGUAUCAUUGCCACAAUCCCUUAA